UUUCUUUAUAACAAAUCACGUACAGUCAGCUGCACCGACUGCGAAAUUUAUUAUUAAUAGGCCGCGAGCAAAAAUUAUAAUGUUGCUGUUGCAGACGAUGUGCGUCCGGAGGUUCGUUCGGUAUAAAUACACAUCGACCGUCUGCGGUCGAACACAAAUCCACCAAUUAUUGGUCGCCGGGUAUAAGUUUAAGUUUAAGAAUAACCGAAAACGCGUAUAAUAUAUUAUCGCAUUGAGUUCGUUUUAAACAGUUUUGCGUAUGGUCAAGCGUACGGACGCGCGUUUUCAUAUACGGAAAUACGUUCCUAUUUUUCUCUGGAUAAAAUAAAAACAAAUCGAACUCGUCGAGUUAGGUACGCGGCGUGUACAAAUAAUAAAUUGGAGUGUUUCAGUGUCGUUUUCCCGGUGACCUUUGCACUUUCGGUUGCACAUAUUAUCGUAGUAAUAAUUGUUUAUAUAAUAUCUGCCACUGCUGCUCGCAAUCGUAUCUAUAAAUUAAUCGAACGCGUUACGCACGGAAACCCGCGUUGUGCUCAUACGGCGCCUUGCAGCAUCCGAGGCAGCACGUGCAGCUCGUCGUCGUCAAAAUCCAACAACCGUUUUCAAACAACGACAACACAACACGUGUGCGAAAACGUAACAUAUGUCGUGAUAAACGGUGGCUCGUAAUAUUUUCUCAUCGUAUACAGUAUAUAGUGUGAUAUUAUUUUACACGGCUGGUGCACUAUAAUCGCGUUUUUCGUCUCCUUCGGGGUUUCGACGGUGCACGCGCGUCGCGAGCGCCAAACGAGCGGGAAUAAAAUCGUAUAUGAUACUCAACAGUGCGCGUACACGAAUCGACUGAAUAAUCAUUAAAAUAUCCGCGCGAGAUAUCGUCCGUUCGCGGACUUUUGAAAUUAAUCGUCUAUUUAUUACAUAUAACAUAUUAUUAUUAUUAUUAUUAUUAUUUGAAACUACCGUCAUAAAUCGUACACUGUGAUCAUGUUCAACAACACGAGCAAUUUACUUCUGCAGACCAUGCUGUACUUGGCGCAAACAGACAAUAUCACGUUCCCGGUAAACUAUACGGCGGACGCGAACAACGUUAUUUUGGAAGGCGACAACGUGGAGGUCAAAUGUUAUGGCGAGUAUGGUUGUUUCUCAGUGGCCGGUCCGUGGCAGGACGUCUCUUCCAGACCAGUGAACCUGUUCCCAGAACGGCCGGAUAAGAUCGCUCCGCGGUACUGCUUGUACACACGCAACAACCGGAACGCGUGCCAGUACCUGAAUCACAAGGACCGCAACUCGGUGAUCAUGUCCAACGUGAUCCCGACUUUGCCCACAUACUUCAUCACACAUGGAUUUCUAGAAGGCGGUGAUCGACCCUGGUUAAAGGAAAUCGCCCGUCAAAUCCUGCGACGGUACGACGCCAACGUAAUUAUCAUUGACUGGGAACAGGGUUCUGGGUCGCCAUAUACACAGGCUGUGGCCAACAUACGGAUGGUAGGCAGGAUAACGGCACACCUGAUAAACGUAAUUCGAACAGAACUCGGAUUAAACGUCGCCAACGUUCAUCUAAUAGGUCACAGCUUAGGAUCGCAUCUCUGUGGUUACGUAGGAAGUGUGCUACAAACGAACUUUGGAGUUACAGUAGGUCGAAUUACUGGUUUAGAUCCAGCUGAGCCUCACUUCAGCCAGACCGACCCAAUGGUGAGGUUAGAUCCUUCAGACGCCAUGUAUGUGGAUAUCAUACACACCGAUUCCAGACCAUUUAUCAAAGGAGGCGAAUUAGGUCUGGGAAUGAGUGCACCAAUAGGACACUUAGAUUUUUAUCCAAAUGGAGGUGAAAAUCAACCCGGGUGUAAUCAAGGCAUGAUGAAGUAUAUUAACCGUGAAAACGGUAGUUUCUACCAAGGUAUGAGAAGAUUCCUGGCCUGCGAUCAUGUCAGAGCACAUGAAUAUUUUAACGAAUCCGUGAACACAGUUUGCAACUUUGUAGCAAUAGAAUGCGAUUCUUAUGACGAAUUCUUAAAUGGAGACUGUUUUUCGUGUUUGAGUGAUACUAACCCUGAAGGUAAAAUCUGUGCAGAAAUGGGUAUGCGAUCAUUGGGCCACUGGAAAAAAUAUGCCCCCACAAUUGCCAGUUCCAUUGAUCCUAAUGCAUCUCCACACAUUCGUUUAUACUCACUCACUAACGGAGACUCGCCAUUUUGCACGUAUUUGUACAAAGUAACCUUGAAUUUGGCAAACUCACAAUUGAGCAAAGACCACGGUGGUGAAGUAGGGCAUUUUUUGGUGCAGCUUGAAGGAACUGACUCCAAGUCAAAACUUUUGAAUGUAUUCAAAGAACAACAUUACAAACCGGGAAGUAUACAUCGUCGAGUGUUUGGAUCUACUUACGUUGGUACCAUCAAAUCGGUACUGUUGGUGUGGAACCACUCGACCACGAUGAACAUACUAACCUGGAGAUUCGAAGCGCCGGUCAUCUACGUCGAAUCGCUGACUAUCGAGACGUUCAAUGGCGGGCAAAAGCUAAAACUGUGUCCACCGAAAUUAAUAGCUUUGGAAGCCGGCUUAUCAUUUAGAAUGAUUCCAUGUUAACACUAUUAAAGCGUGAAAAACUAAGAUUUGAAUUUUUAAAAUCGUUGCUUUUUUUCGUAUUACAUAUUUGGCUAGGCUAAUGACGAUUUUAUUUAUGUACCUAUAAUAUGAACUACAGUAUAAUAUCAUAAAACAAUACCUAUUUACCUAUUUAUUUUUAUUCGAAUAACGUGUUUUUAUUUUUCGUUUGUGAACUGUAUAUCAAUAUGUUAUUUUAUUUAUUUAAGCUUAAGAUAAUAUUCUCACUUUUACGUAUAACUGUACAAUAAAGUUAAUUCCUGAUAAACUAUUUAUUACUUAGAUUUUAAUCAAUGUUAUUUUUUUACAAAGUUUUAGGAGUAUGUUAUGUACCUAUGAUACCAUUAUAAAUGUAUAUUAUUAUUAUUAUUGUUUAUUUAUGUCAUUAUUUAUUAUAAUUUUUAUAAAUAAACUUUUAACUAGACUU
Molecule: messenger RNA, 3025 nt
Organism: Aphis gossypii (cotton aphid)
Lineage: Eukaryota; Metazoa; Arthropoda; Insecta; Hemiptera; Aphididae
Product: pancreatic triacylglycerol lipase-like
Exons: 8
Coding region: 982-2580 (532 amino acids)
Biological process (GO): lipid metabolic process
Molecular function (GO): protein binding; triacylglycerol lipase activity
Source: RefSeq, a predicted model, not a curated record